AUGGCUAGUCAAGCCAAGCCCAAGGCUGCUGCCACCAAGACUGCCACAAAAGGAAAGAAGGCUCCCCCCAAAAAGAGACAACCAGAGCCUGAAUCCGAAUCCGAAUCAGAAACCGAUUCCGAUGAUUAUACUUCCGAAGAAUCAGAAGAAGAGGCACCACCCCCACGUCGACCGGCAAAGCAAAAGCAAAAGCAACAAGGUGGUGGAGGCGGAGGCGGAGGCGGACCACUCGGCGGUGUCAGUGAUAUGGUUCCUUUGAACCAAGUUGGUGAUACCGUCGGAGGGGCUGCCGGCCAAGUUGGAAAUACACUUGGUAACGUCGCUGGCGGUGUCUUGGGUGGUGGUGGUGGUGAAAAGAAGGGAGACGACAAGGAAGACACACUUAGAUUACGGUUGGAUCUGAAUCUCGAGGUAGAGAUUACGUUGAAAGCGAAGAUCCAUGGUGAUCUUGAAUUGGCACUAUUGGAUACUGGUGGAUAA
Molecule: messenger RNA, 480 nt
Organism: Botrytis fragariae
Lineage: Eukaryota; Fungi; Ascomycota; Leotiomycetes; Helotiales; Sclerotiniaceae
Exons: 2
Coding region: 1-480 (159 amino acids)
Source: RefSeq, a predicted model, not a curated record